This is a messenger RNA of Plasmodium knowlesi strain H, 2148 nucleotides long. Its product is annotated as pre-mRNA-splicing factor CWC2, putative. The transcript has a single exon. NCBI's taxonomy places the organism in Eukaryota, Apicomplexa, Aconoidasida, Haemosporida, Plasmodiidae. The coding region runs from base 1 to 2148 and encodes 715 amino acids. The record is from RefSeq and is a predicted model, not a curated record. Gene Ontology annotation, molecular function: U6 snRNA binding; pre-mRNA binding; metal ion binding. Gene Ontology annotation, cellular component: Prp19 complex; U2-type catalytic step 1 spliceosome; U2-type catalytic step 2 spliceosome.
AUGAGCGUGAAGCGGUUUCUUCAUAUAGUCCAAGCAGAGGACGGCGAUGAAGGGAAAAAGAAAAAAAGAAAGAAUGAGUGUAGGAAGGGGGAAGUACCUAGAUUGGAAAAAAAUGAACAAGCCACAGAAAUGGACAGCCAAAGGGGAGAGCCACAGGGGGACAGUGUCAAGACGAUGGAGGAAGGACGAGAGGAACAUAGCGCCCAGACCAACCGGGAGGACAUAAGGGAGAAAUAUACUGGAGGGUUGGAAGCGAAAGGUGAAAGAAUUCCCGACAGAGGGACACGAAAUAAGAGCACAUCGAAGGGGAAGGAAAAGGACACCACUGAGACUUCCCCUGAUCAGUUAAGCGACGCAUUAAAUGCUUACAUAGGAUUCGGGCAGAAGGCCAAUGGUGAUAGGAACACCAUAGGAUUAGCAGAAAAGGCCUCAAAUGUGUCUGGGGCCUCAUUUGAAACCCUGCAAUCACAGAAAAGGGAUAGCGUAGGAAUAAGUGAGGUGGAAGGUGGGAACCACUGUAGUGGGGAGGACAACUCCGGAUCGACUCCACGUGACGCCCUUCAAAAUGAAAGUACCAAUUCUAACAGUAAUCGUGAUAGGCAGAUCGUGCAAAGGGAUAUAAUGAAUGAAGGGCUACAAGUAGGGGAAACAAAGAAGGGGAGUGAACAACAGAUGAGAAGUAACUCAGGAGAGAACACAAACAAAGAGGUUAACAAAAAAGCAGUCAAGGGAAAAGUAGAGGAGAAAAGUGAACCGAAAAUGGACACCGGUCUCAGUGCAGGAGACGAUCACAACCAGUACAAUAAGGAAUCACACGAUUGUGUUAAUGCUAUGCAGAAAGGGAAAAGCGAGGACCUGGGGAAUAAAUGCAACCCACAAGGGGCAUACAAAAGUGUUAGUAAUGGUGGAGGUCUUCCUCAGAGCUGGAUUAACUUCAAUGGUUAUUACGAUAUGUAUGGCUGCGGCUACGGCGGAGGGGUGGGUAUGGCCCCUGUGGGAAGCGUCCCCCCCGCCACGACAAUUCCACCAAUGGCGCCCCCAGGAAUGAUGAACAUGUUGAACGUGGCGAACGCGACAUACACAAUGUACGCAACCUACAUGAACCAUGUAAACUACAACCACCUGAACCACCAGAAUUACAAUUACUACGGAAUGUGCGAAGACUAUGGCCGUAGGAUGGAAAAGGACAUGGGGGUGAAGCCCUAUGAGUUUUCCUCCCUACUGGAAAAAAGCAUCGAGCUAAUGAAGAAGAACGAUAAGGUAAAAGAAAUCCUGAAACGGCCAGCAAAAUUGCAAGUGACUCAAGAGGAGUUGAACAAAGUAGAAUACUCAGAAGGCAAUGACCAAUACAACAUGUGGUUCGGAAAAUACGUACCGGACAAAUUCGAUAAAGGGAGGAGUGCUAGCAGUGUUGGUGGUGUACAACGCCUCGUGGCAAGGUUCAAAUGCAACCCUUCCACCGACUCUGGAUACACAAAGGCAGAUAAAAAUUUGACGAGCAAACAAUUUUUUUGCAUUUAUUUUGCACGUGGUUGCUGUGCUUAUGGGCAUAACUGCCUCUACAGACAUAGAAUUCCAAACGAAAAUGAUGAGCUACAGUUUGAACAAACCAUCGAUAUUUUUGGACGAGAAAAAUUCAGUACCUUCAAAGAAGACAUGGGUGGGGUGGGGAAUUUUAACAGUGAGUGUAGAACCCUCUUCAUUGGAAGCAUUCAUAUUGAUAAUUAUGAGCAGGUUCAUAUAAUCGAGAAAAUUCUAUAUGAUGAAUUUAGCAACUUUGGAAACAUUGAAUAUGUAAGGUAUGUGCCUUUUAAAAAUAUUGCCUUCGUUCAAUAUUCAUACAGAGUCAAUGCGGAGUUUGCCAAGGUAGCCAUGUCGGAUCAGCCUAUUGAAAAUCACUCCACGGCUCUAACCAUCAAGUGGGCUUUCGAGUUGAAGAACACCCCACAUCAUUCUUCUCAGCAUUACGCCAACCCGUAUGGGUAUAACCACAACCCCCUGGUCUCAUCCACGUGGGAACAAUAUGUCUCCCAUCAGAGGGAGCGGGAUCGUCAACAGUUCAGUUUGCCGCCUGAAUUUGGUUUCCAUCCCCAAUUUGGCGUUAUUCCCCAAUUCGGGGUUCCUCAUCAGUUUGGUUCGCCCCCAUAG